UCCGUGACACAGCAAACGCAGAAAGACAAAGUCCAUUUGGAUGCGAGUGGGAACGGAGUGAGAGGGGCCAUUUUGACUUUCUAGUUAAAGGAAAUGACUGGUCUGACGGGGUCUGGGAGCCGAAGUACCCAGGGUCUAAGGAUAACUCUGGGACCAUGACAGCCAUGACUCUCACAGAUGACCUCAGAUUUCUGCAUUCUGGGCAACGUCAGGUGCCACUGAACUUGAUCUGACACCUUUCCCUAGAGGAUGGCCAAGGGGCUCUUGGUGACCUAUGCCCUCUGGGCUGUAGGGGGCCCUGCUGGGCUCCACCACCUGUACCUGGGGCGGGACAGUCAUGCACUGCUUUGGAUGCUUACCCUGGGGGGUGGUGGGCUGGGCUGGCUCUGGGAAUUCUGGAAGCUCCCAAGCUUUGUAGCUCAGGCCAAUAGAACCCAGGGGCAGAGGCAGAGAUUGGAAGGGAGGACACCCCCUCUGAGUCUUACUCGCUUUGUCGCCCAGAUGAUAGUGGGCAUCUAUUUUGGCUUGGUAGCUCUCAUUAGCCUUUCUUUCAUGGCCAACUUCUAUAUUGUGGGCCUCCCACUGGCAGUUGGCUUAGGGGUCUUGCUGGUGGCUGCUGUUGGCAACCAGACCACAGACUUUAAGAAUACUCUAGGGGCAGCAUUUCUUACUUCCCCUCUCUUCUAUGGCCGCCCCAUAGCCAUUCUGCCUAUUAGCUUGUCUGCCAGCAUUACAGCCCAGAAGCAUCGCCGCUAUAAAGCUUCCAUUGGGUCAGAGACGCUCAGCAUUCGGCUCUAUCGUCUGGGCUUGGCUUACCUGGCUUUCACAGGUCCACUAGCCUACAGUGCCUUUUGCAACACAGCUGCCACCCUCAGCUAUGUAGCAGAAACCCUUGGCUCCUUCUUGAGUUGGUUCAGCUUCUUUCCCCUCAUUGGUCCCCUCAUGGAGUCUGUCCUCCUUCUGCCUUACCGGGGCUGGAGACUGCUGAUGGGGGAUCCUCGCUUCAGCAGCAGCAACUUCCAGGAAUGGGAGAAGCUCUAUAAGUUUGUUAGCAGUUUUCAGGAUGAGAAGCGCCAGCUGGCUUACCAAGUUUUGAGUCUCUCAGAGGGGGCAACAAAUGAAGAAAUACAUCAAAGAUACCGGGAGCUAGUAAAGAUCUGGCACCCUGACCACAACAGGCACCGGACCGAGGAGGCUGAGAGGCAUUUCCUGGAGAUUCAGGCUGCGUAUGAAGUCUUAAGUCAGCCCAGAAAGCCCAGGGGAUCCUGGAGGUGAGAAGAAAUUUCCCCUUGUGGAUGGACUCUUUCUGGCAGAACGAAGCAGCUUGUCCCAUCCAGAUUUGCCUACCCGGGUCAUCCCAGUAGCAUUAAAGAAACUCUCUGCUUGCAGUGGGGGUGACAACAACUUAAAGGGGUAAGAAAGCUUUUGUGUAGAAGAAUGUAUUUAUGUUGCAAAUUUCUGAAUUCUCAUUAUUGUAUUCCUGACAAUUUCUUCUUAAAAUCAGAUAGUGAAAUGAAAGGCAUAUUAUAAAACCAGUAAAAUAUCUUUUAGAGAA
Messenger RNA from Neogale vison (American mink), 1555 nucleotides. It is a transcript of the gene DNAJC22, whose product is annotated as DnaJ heat shock protein family (Hsp40) member C22. Bases 250 to 1275 code for a protein of 341 amino acids. The transcript is spliced from 3 exons. Gene Ontology annotation, cellular component: early endosome; plasma membrane. The record is from RefSeq and is a predicted model, not a curated record. Gene Ontology annotation, biological process: endocytosis. Lineage: Eukaryota; Metazoa; Chordata; Mammalia; Carnivora; Mustelidae.